Molecule: messenger RNA, 2512 nt
Organism: Capsaspora owczarzaki ATCC 30864
Lineage: Eukaryota; Filasterea; Ministeriida; Capsasporidae
Exons: 5
Coding region: 662-2395 (577 amino acids)
Biological process (GO): mitotic spindle midzone assembly; microtubule cytoskeleton organization
Cellular component (GO): cytoplasm; spindle; mitotic spindle midzone
Molecular function (GO): microtubule binding
Source: RefSeq, a predicted model, not a curated record
CUUCAUUUUUUGGUCUUUCUUUGUUUCCCUUCUUUCGCUUCACCGUCUUGCUCGAAACAACAAGAGACAAAAAGACAGCAACAGCGCAGUACAUCUGUUCAUUACCAAGCAGUCUCACACAAGAGUCGCAGCACCAGCAGCACACACACACACACACACACACACACAUCAUGCAGACGCAGCCGGGGGAAGCACGCAGUUCCGUGGCCAGCUCGUCACCAUCAUCAAUCCCCACAUCACUGCACUCGACCGUGCGUGGGACGAACUUGGCAUUGACAAUGCCGCGCGAGGCGCCCAGCUCAGCGCAGUCCGCGUCGCCAUCGAGCAGGCCUUCACAUCCAUCCAGAAGCAGGUCUCUGCACAAAUUACCCAGAGCCAGCAGCAGAUUGCUGCAUUGCAUGCACAGCUCGAAGCGCUGGCGGGUCAAAUUGGCGAUGCCAAAGUCGUCGAGUCCGUUCAAGCCGUCAUCCAAGCAACGCCGGGCCCAGCGUGCCUUACUCCCACCACUGUCAGCCCGACUCCAAAGUCAGGAUCUGUGGCUACCGUGGCACAAAAGACCGAGCAGCUCCAAGAUUUCAUUGCAAAACUGCAGUCCGAGUUUCAGGGCCGUCUCACCGCUGUCAGUGCGAACGUCCAAGAGAUCGAGUCGCUCGCAGCAACCAUGGGCAUUCGCUCGAAUGAAGUCGAGUCCUUGUCUCGGUGCAAGCCAAUUUCAACCUCCAUUGACACUGGUUGCGUCGACUACUGCCGAGGCAUUGCUGCCGAAAACAUGCUGCAUUUGACAAACAUUAUUGGCACGUUGCGCAUUGCUCGCUCUGGCCGUGAAGACAAGGCUCGCACACAGAUCGAGACGUUGAAGGCGCUGUGGAGUGAGCUUGGCGUGCAGCCCCAGCAAGGGUUUGAGCAACAGGCCUUCCAAGGACCUCCCGCUCUUGUUCUGUCCGAAGAAAACCUCGACAAGUUGGACCAGCUCCGCUUGGACUUGUUGGAAGCGCGCACAAACAAUGCACAGCAAAUUGCCGGCUUUGUGGAAAAGCUCCGGCUUCUCUGGACACGCAUGCGCAUCUCGGAAAGCGAGCAGCACAUGUUUGUUUUGGAGCACGACAACGUCAAGUUUUCUUCCGUGACUGCUUUUGAAAACGAGCUUUCUCGCAUGAUGGAGCUCAAGACCACCAACAUGCAUAGGUUUAUUGAGGCUGUUCGAUGCGAACUCGUCGAGUUGUGGGACAAGUGCUUCUUUGGCGAGGAGCAACGACACCAGUUUACGCAUGCUUUCACAAACUUGUGCUCAGAAGAUACCCUGCAAGCGCACGAGCAAGAGCUGGAGCGCAUGGAGCAAUACUAUGCUGACAAUGCCAACAUCUUCCAGCUUGUUUCAAGCCACAAGCAGCUGGAGGCCAAUCUAUUGGAGCUCCAGUCUCGCGCAAGCGACACCUCAAAGUACAACAAUCGCGGCGGCCGCAUGCUUCAGGAGCAGAACGCGACCAAGAAAAUCCAAAAAGAGCUGCCCGUCGUUCGCAAGCAGCUCAUUGCUGCGCUCGAAGAGUGGGAGUCGCGACACGGCAAGUACUUUUUGGUGAACGGCGGCCGGUACCUCACGACGUUGGAAACCAGCCUUUCUGCAUCUGUCGUCAUUGGCACGCUGUCGCGCCGUCCAGUGUCGGCUAUGCUAAACACUUCUUUGAACACGAGCUUUUCGGGUGGACAAAACUCGAGCAUGCUGAACACUAGCGGGUUGAACACGAGCGGUCUCAACACAAGCGGGAUUGACUUGAAUACCAGCGGCUUGUCGUCAGGAAGCUCGACUGCGGCCAAGCGCGCAGGAGGAGCGCGCGUGGCCGUGUCAUCGUCGCGCCAAGGCAACGCAACAGUCAGCGCAGCCACAAGCAACGUGCGCAAGCCCGUCGCACCUCGUGCUGCCACAGCUCCUCGAGGCGUAGCACCCACGCAGCCUGUCCCAGCGGCAAAAGGCACUCGUGGUACCAUUCUUCCGCCCAAGGCGGCCGCUAACGUUGGUGCAGUCGAAGUUGGCGCAAUCUCGAUCGUUGAGCACACUGCGCCUGUCGUUGACUUUUCUUCUCCACGAGCACUGCCCGCCUCGUUCGCAUUGUGCACCUCUGCUGCUGGCAUGGUGAUUCACGAAUCGCCAGCUCCACGAGUUGAGACACUGCGCACAGUGUCUGCGAAUACUCCUGUGCGAGCUGUUGCCGCCAAGUCACCGAUGCCGGGCGCGAAUCGACCGCUGCUUCAGCUAUUAUUGACGCCCUGCAAGACCUUGAGCUUGGACCAGGAGAACGGAACCCCAACUUCCGUGCAUGAAUUUUCGUUUGACCACGACGUCCCUGAGCUGUCUCGCAUGUCCGUUGUUCCGCAGUUCAACGAAUCGACCAUUUGAAGACUUGAAACUGGCCUCAAUAUUUCAUUCUAUUGUAUUUGUGUGUGCAUUGUUUUUUUUUCUUGCGUUGAAUCCGGGGGUUGAGCUGCAUUAUGUAAUUAAAAUUUCACGACAGGU